Molecule: messenger RNA, 1659 nt
Organism: Dictyostelium discoideum AX4
Lineage: Eukaryota; Evosea; Eumycetozoa; Dictyosteliales; Dictyosteliaceae
Exons: 1
Coding region: 1-1659 (552 amino acids)
Source: RefSeq, a predicted model, not a curated record
AUGGAACCUUUUAGAUAUCCAAGAAAACCCCGUCACCCACCCACUAACAAUAUUAAUAAUUAUACAAUAAAACAAUUAGCCACCCAAGAAAAUGAACCUCUUAGCAAUGAAACUUUUGCUGAAAAAGCACAACCACAAGCACAACCACAGCCACAACCGCAACAACAACAACAACAACAACAACAACAACAACAACUACAACAACAACUUGAAAAUCUACAAUCACAAUUAAAACUACAACAAAAAAUAAAUCGAGAACAACUAAAACAAAUAUUAGAACAAGAACUAAAAAUUGAAGAAAAAAAAUCAAAAGAAUUAAUUCCAAUGAUUAAUAAUUUAAUGACAUACAUUAAAGGUCAAAAAAACAAUAAUGAAAAUAUAAUAUUAAAUAAUAUUGAAGAGUUUGUUUCUAGAAUUUUAGAACAAGCAUCAACUGAAUAUGAAAAUUUAAGGACAGAUAAUCAAUUUUGUGUUGAUACAAUUCGUAAAUUGAUAUUAAAAGAUGCAAGUCGGGAUAAUUAUAAUAAUAAUAAUAAUAAUAAUAAUAAUAAUAAUAAUAAUAAUAAUAAUAAUAAUAAUAAUAAUAAUAAUAAUAAUAAUAAUAAUAAUAAUAAUAAUAAUAAUAAUAAUAAUAAUAAAAAUAAUAAUAAUAAUAAUAAUAAUAAUAAUAAUAAUAAUAAUAAUAAUAAUAAUAAUAAUAAUAAUAAUAAUAAUAAUUAUAAUAUCAUUGAUAGAUUAUUAAAAGAUAAUCAAGAAAUAUUAAAAAAUACAAACAUUUUAUUAAAUGGGAAGCAAUUUGAACCGUUAAAUGAUUUAAUUUCGAAAUUGGAUGUAACUCAUGAAAUUUGUCUUCAUUUAAAAGAAAUGGAAAGUGAAAAUAUCAAAAAGAAAAGUGAGUUUUCUUUUCAAAAAACUAAAGAUGAUAGUUCUUUAUGUUUUGGUUCAGAAAAUCCUAUCAAAAAGAAAAGAUCUUUUACAGGUGUUAAUAAUAAUAAAAAUCCAUAUAAUAUUAAUCCAAAUAAUAAUAAUCCAAAUUAUAAUAAUUAUAAUAGUUGCUAUAAUAAUAAUAAUAAUAAUAAUAAUAAUAAUAAUAAUAAUAAUAAUAAUAAUAAUAAUAAUAAUAAUAAUAAUUAUAAUAAUAAUACUGGUGUUUUAAAUAAAUCUGUUAUUUCAGGCAUUUUUGGAUCCUCAUCUCCUAAACAAAUAAUUGGAAUUAAAAUCAAAAUUGUUUCAAAUAAUAACAACUCCAAAUUUUUUGAUCCAGUUAAAUCUUAUUUCAACAAGCUCCAAACAUAUCCAUCAUCAAAUAACUCACCAAAGAACUUUAUAUUAAAUUUCGAAAAGGGUGAUUAUACUUCAAUAGUAAAUAGUGAUGAAAAAAUUAGUAAAGAUACAUAUGUAUUGUUUGUAAUAUUUUGCCAUGGUGCUCGAGUUAUCUAUGAUACAUAUUGCGAUCAAUUAGAAGCUUUAUCCAAACAUUGUAAUGUAAUUUUAACAUUUUUUAUUGGUGGGGAGAAAACUCAACCUAUAGUUCUAAAUGAUUACUCCAAAACAUUAUUAAAUUUUCAUUACUCUAUGGAACAAAUAAAGGAAACAAAAGUUUCAGAAGAAUCAAGAGAUAAAUUAAUUAGUCAUAUCAAUCAAAUUUAUUUUAAUUAA